CGCUUCGCGCUGAUGUUUCUGAAGUUUGCUAUUUCAUGUGGCCAGCGCAUAUGGCUGCCUCACCCCGCAGCAUUUUGAUCGGCGCCAUUACUCUGAUGCGUGUCUGUUUUGGUGAAUCAUAAUAACGUGGCGCAUGAAAACAAACUGCUCCUUUCGGCGUUAAGGUUUAGGGGCCGGAGCCCUGUGUAGCUUAGUUCUUUCCCUGUUCCACCACAAAUGAUUCAGCUUAACUGUUAUGUCGUAAUUAGCACAAGAAGUUGAAUCAGGGAAACCCAAAAAUGUGCAGGGCUCCGGCCCCCCAGGACUGGAGUCUGACACCUGUGGUUUAGAUCGUAUGGUUCUGCUUUACACUAUAUCUUGGUUUUGUCUAACUAUCUGUAAUUAUUUAAGCAAAUGUGUAACAGCUGUUAUAAUGAACCGUUUAAUCAUGUUUGUCUAUUUAUGUUUGCAUGCAUUUUAAAGUUUACUUCAGUUUCUGGCAAAUGUAGCAGUCAGCAUCGGAGAUAUCUAUAAAAGAAACAUUAACCAAGAUGGGGUGGAAAUGUAGCGUGUCACUUUAGUUGGCAAAAGAUUUACUUCAUCCUUCUCUUGACCUAGAGAGAAAACAACAUAAGAAAAAACGCCUGGUUCAAAGUCCCAAUUCUUACUUCAUGGAUGUUAAAUGCCCAGGCUGCUAUAAGAUCACAACAGUGUUCAGUCAUGCUCAGACAGUGGUCUUGUGUGUAGGCUGCUCUACUGUGCUCUGCCAGCCGACUGGUGGGAAAGCCAGGCUGACCGAGGGUUGCUCUUUCAGACGAAAGCAACACUGAAGACAUGUCAGUAAUGGAAUGAUUACAUCGUGAGAGAUACGAUGCACCCCACUGAUCAAAUGCCUUAAUUUUGGUUCCAAUGAAAUGAUUUUCAUAGACAGCAGGAUAUUUCUGCUAUGUUUACUGUAAUUAAAGCCAUGUUCUUUAUAAAUGCUUGAUUUAUUAAUUAAAAGCAAGAAACUUA
Paramormyrops kingsleyae is the source of this 993-nucleotide messenger RNA. RefSeq names its product ribosomal protein S27 like (gene rps27l). The record is from RefSeq and is a predicted model, not a curated record. Gene Ontology annotation, molecular function: structural constituent of ribosome. Gene Ontology annotation, biological process: translation. Lineage: Eukaryota; Metazoa; Chordata; Actinopteri; Osteoglossiformes; Mormyridae. Gene Ontology annotation, cellular component: ribosome.